UGUAAUUCCAUACGAAAGAAGUUAAUGAAGUUAUGCUUCAUUAAACCGACGUCGCUGCAACUACUAAUCACUAGAAGCAAUUUGGUUAAAAUGCUUAAGUGUCUGAGAUACUCUGUUGCAGCACUACUUACGAACUGGUGGUCUUAUCAGUGCGGGGUUUUUUGUGAGAGGUAGAUUAUUGAUUCCGUUCUGGCUGGCCCGUAGUGUUCUCGCGGAGGGAGCUCUUUAUUUUCUCUUUCUCGCUCUUGAUUGUGCUCUUAAUUGACCCGCGGCGUAGUAACAGCUGACGAUUCGCGGGCAAUCGAGGGCACAUCUGUGGCAGGCUGAACACACCUACCAGUUUGUGCCUAGUUUCCGUUCACUGUGCAGGUUAUUUCAUCUGCUAAAACCGACCUUAGUCAAUUAUUUAUAUUUACAAUUGCACUGCCAAGAUGCCUACGACCAAGUUCUUUCAAUCAACGAGAAAAAUCAUCGGCGCCGGAGUGAACUACAAAGAAAUAUUACGCCUCACAAACGCCCCAAAACCGGAUGCUCCCGUCAUCUUCUUCAAGCCUAUCUCAUCCCUGCUGGACGUUCCCACCGGUUCCCCGGCUGCGUCUUCCCCCGUACCGACCAUCCGCAUACCGCCCGUCUUUGGUGGCGUGAUCAACUUUGAGGCCGAGCUGGGCGUUGUCAUUGGACGGCGCUGUUCGAAUGUGUCCACCGAGCAGGCGAUGUCGUACGUCGGUGGUUAUUGUCUCGCGCUCGAUAUGACCGGUAUGGACUUUAUCCUCGAUGCACGACCCAAAGGAUUGCCCUGGUGUCUCGGCAAGGGUUUCGACACGUCCACCCCGGUGAGUGGGUUGAUAACGCGUGCCGAACUUCCGGCCCCGGACGAUGUGCGCGUAUGGUGCGAUGUAAACGGAGUGCGCAAACAGGACGACAGUACGCGCAAUCUGAUCUUCCCGAUUGCGGAGCUGAUCGCGUACGUGUCGCGUUACAUGACGCUGGAGGAAAAUGAUCUGCUCCUAACCGGAACACCGGCCGGUGCAGGACCGGUACGCCACGGGGACGUAAUCGAGUGUGGGCUGGGUGAUGGGCUGGUGACGAUGCGUUGUGCCGUAGCGGACGAGUAGCAGAACGUAGCCUUCGAGUACUUUGAGGUAUGGAUUAGUUUGGUUUAAAAGAACAAAAAC
This is a messenger RNA of Anopheles moucheti, 1175 nucleotides long. RefSeq names its product acylpyruvase FAHD1, mitochondrial. Gene Ontology annotation, cellular component: mitochondrion. NCBI's taxonomy places the organism in Eukaryota, Metazoa, Arthropoda, Insecta, Diptera, Culicidae. The transcript is spliced from 2 exons. The coding region runs from base 432 to 1115 and encodes 227 amino acids. Gene Ontology annotation, molecular function: acetylpyruvate hydrolase activity. The record is from RefSeq and is a predicted model, not a curated record.